This is a messenger RNA of Sitophilus oryzae (rice weevil), 470 nucleotides long. Its product is annotated as odorant receptor 49b-like. The record is from RefSeq and is a predicted model, not a curated record. The transcript is spliced from 5 exons. Gene Ontology annotation, cellular component: plasma membrane. Gene Ontology annotation, molecular function: olfactory receptor activity; odorant binding. Gene Ontology annotation, biological process: detection of chemical stimulus involved in sensory perception of smell; sensory perception of smell. NCBI's taxonomy places the organism in Eukaryota, Metazoa, Arthropoda, Insecta, Coleoptera, Curculionidae. Bases 66 to 470 code for a protein of 134 amino acids.
GUGAAGUGUUAACCAUCAAACACUUUAUUGUAGAACACCAAGAUCUGAUCAAAUUUGUUGGUAUAAUGAACGAAUCAGUUAAAUACGUGACAUUAAUGGAAUACUUACUAAAUUCUUUUAGUGUAGCUUCAGUAAUGUUUCAGCUUAUAACGAUAAAAUCUGCAGUAAAAUUUAUGUUUGCAUUUCUAUUUAUUUGUAUGUUAGUAUGUCAAAUAUUUAUAUUUGCUUGGACAGCUAAUGAAAUUAAAGAACAAAGUAUUGCUCUUUCCGAUUAUAUCUACAAGAGUCCAUGGUAUAAUUCCAGUGAGGAAGUAAAGAAAUUGCUAGCAAUCAUGAUGAUACGAGCUCAAAAACCGUUGGUAGUGACAUUGGGCCCUUUCAGUCCUAUGACCAGCAAUACUGCCUUAACAACUAUUAAAGCUGCUUACUCAUAUGCAACAGUGAUGUUAAAUGGUUACAAAGAAGAAUAA